Hyla sarda is the source of this 3114-nucleotide messenger RNA. It is a transcript of the gene ZNF574, whose product is annotated as zinc finger protein 574. Gene Ontology annotation, biological process: regulation of transcription by RNA polymerase II. Lineage: Eukaryota; Metazoa; Chordata; Amphibia; Anura; Hylidae. Gene Ontology annotation, molecular function: RNA polymerase II cis-regulatory region sequence-specific DNA binding; DNA-binding transcription factor activity. The coding region runs from base 353 to 2914 and encodes 853 amino acids. The transcript has 3 exons. The record is from RefSeq and is a predicted model, not a curated record.
GGCCGCUGGGCAGGGGGGGGAAAGUGGUGUCCGAAUACCGGGCUGUGUCCUGCCGAAACGGCGCUCUGGUCUUGGUGUAUUGUCACCGCUGAGCUCCCGUGAAAAUCAGUGUUAAUAAUUUAAAGGGACAGUGCCACUAAUUACCCAUGUGUACGGUGACAUGACAGUGUGCAUGCUGGUGGGGGAGGGGCUUAACUGAAAGUGUCAGGAAAUGAACGGAAAACGUCCAAGUAUCUGAACUAUAUGUAGGUGAACUACAGGCAUUUCCUAUGAUUCCCUGUGAGGCCGAGCCCCACGUGUUUGUGCAGUGUUAUCAGGUCAUUAAAGAGAUUGGGAGCGCAGAGAUGCUGAAAUGACAGAAUCUGAAGAGACAGUCCUGUACAUAGAGCACCGCUAUGUGUGCUCAGAAUGUGGGGAGGAAUUUCCCAACUUGGGGGACGCUGUCCUGCACCAGCAAAGCCACACGGCAGCCUCAGACGAGACCCAAUACCAGGUUCUUGGGAUCGAUUCUCAGGAAAACCACUAUCAGUGCCUGGAAUGUGGGCAGCUGCUGAUGACGCCUGGUGACCUGCUCACCCACCAGGAGCUGCAUCUCAGAUUACUGAACACGUCUAAGCCUGAGAGCCCAAAAACCAAGCGAACGUCCCGCAGCGAGAUUCACUAUGAAUGCCCAGACUGCAAGGCAUUGUUCACUAGCCAGGAUGUAUGGAUGGCCCACAGGUACACUCACAUGGAGGGCCAUGAUGCUGCACAGUCCAAGGUUGUACUGCAAACAGAAGACCAUGUACUGGAGGAUACGCUGCAGCUCAUGUGCAACCAGUCUGCUCCUGGCGAGGUCCAUCUUGUGGCAGGACAGCAACAUUUUCAUGUACCUGCCCAAUCGUCUACAGCAUUAUCUCAUACACAGGUGCUUGUGGACUUGGAGCAUUCUUACAAGAAAAGUGAAGGUGUAGGGGAAGAAUGUGCAGUGGAAGUUUUGUUAUAUAAAUGUUCAGAAUGCGCUCAACUUUUCCAAACACCUGAAGAGUUCCUGGAUCAUCAAGCUACGCAUUUCCAGGGGCAAGAAAGUGGUCAACAGCCCGAGAUAUCUCAACCCUCUGCAAGCAAGCCAUCAGGUGACCAGGAGCAAAAAAAAGAGUCUCCCACCUCUGAGAGUUGUGUACAGACGAGCGACAAUGCUUCUCCUCCUGCUCCCCCUCCUGAAGCAGAGCAAGGGGCAAAAGAUGCUCCUUUCUCAUGUUCUCCAUGUGGAUUGACUUUUAAGGAUGCUGGUGAACUAGAAGUUCAUCAGCUAUUUCAUCAGACUGGACCCUUCAAUUGUCCAUUAUGCAGUAAAGUAUUUUCUACAACCCCAGAGUUGGACGAACACCUUAGAUCACAUCAGGGAGAGUCCCAUUACCUUUGUAUGGAUUGCGGGCUUGGUUUUGCCAGUGAGGCUGUCCUAUUAAAUCACCGUAGAACUCACCUCACAGACCCACUGUACUCCUGUGAAUGUGGACUUACUUUUGUUAAUAUGACAAAAUUCCUGUAUCACAGACGUCAACAUAGCAACAAACCUCGUGACCCUGCACCGGCAGAAGAGAAUAAAAUAAAGAACUACACCGUCCCAAGUCCGGCAGGUGGCUUUGUGUGUUCUUGCGGUAAAGAGUUCCCUACACUUCCUCAGUUGUUGCGCCAUCAGCAUUUUGUGCAUUCGCUUGAAAGGAGACAUAAGUGUCCGACUUGUGGCAAACCCUUCAAAAAGCGUUCGCACCUACGGAACCACAUUCUGACGCACACCGGAGAGAGACCUUACUCUUGCACAGAGUGUAGCAAAUCCUUCAACUCCCAAGCCAAUCUGCUACGACACAAGCUUACCCACACGGGGGAAAAACCACACAAGUGCCAGAUCUGCGGUAAAGCAUUUAGCCAAUCCUCAACACUUCAGACGCAUCUUUUUGUUCACAGUAAGGCAUAUCCUUACAAGUGCUCAGAGUGCGGGAUCAAUUUCCACCGACCCUACCGUCUUCUCAUGCAUCAAUAUCAUCAUACUGGAGAGUAUCCUUAUAAGUGUCAAGACUGUGGCCUUUCCUUCUUGCUCAAGAGGUUGCUUGAAGUACAUCAGCUUGGGCAUAAAGGUGAUGUGCCUUCUGUGUGCGCUGACUGUGGCACCAAUUAUCCGAGUGCACAGAGGUUAAAAGAUCAUCGUUGCAAUCGAGCAGGUGGUGGAGCCGGAGAGAAGCUGGAGUGCCCUAUAUGUGGAAAGAAAGUAAAUUCUGAUGCCCGACUAAAUGCCCAUAUUGCAACUCAACAUGAAGGCACCAAACCUGGACAUGGUUGUCCAGGAAGAUGCAAACAACCAGUAUCUCCUCAAAGCAGGCAGAAAUUGGGCACCAAAAAGCUGGAGUGUCUCGACUGCCACAAAACCUUUAGUACUGAAACUUCCUUACAAGUUCACCGCAGGAUCCACACUGGUGAGCGUCCAUACCCCUGCCCGGUCUGUGGCAAAGCCUUCCGACAAUCCACGCACCUGAAGGACCACAUGCGUUUACACACAGGGGAGAAGCCCUUUAAGUGUGAUGUGUGCGGUAAAGCCUUCACUAUUGCUGUUCGACUGUCGGAGCAUAAACGUAUCCAUACUGGGGAGCGUCCCCACACCUGCCCGGAAUGCGGGCGCGCUUACCGCUCCUUUUCGAACUUGUGGAAACAUCGUAAGCUGCAUCGUGAGCAAGCCCUCCCACCUGCAGCCCACGAGUCCCACUCCAAUGACCUCUCCAGCACUGUAGCUAUACUAGAGACUGUAGAAACCAUUCCCAUCAUUGAGACUGUGGAAAUCUUCCCCGAAGGCAGCACAAUAAGCGUACAAGAUAUUCAGUUUGAGACUUUGCAGGUGGAGAAUAUUCAUUUGGGCAACAUUCAGAUUGGAACCUUAUGAGAAGUAAAAAGCAGCAAGUUCUCAGUUGGCGUUAAAGCCAGGUUUUCAGAGGGUCUGCCGUUCGUAAUAUGUUAAAGCCGCAGGGACAAGCUGUUGCUGUCAGACAUCCGCUUUACUUAUGUCCAUCCUGUAUGACAUGCCGCUAAUUCAGAUUUUAAUUAAACCCUCUAGUUAUUAACCAUUCCUGGUGGAUGUUCCAA